This is a messenger RNA of Seminavis robusta, 2074 nucleotides long. Lineage: Eukaryota; Bacillariophyta; Bacillariophyceae; Naviculales; Naviculaceae. The record is from the annotation of a GenBank genome assembly.
AUGUCAAGAUAUCCGAACUGCUGAAGCUUCGUCGCUCUCACCGUUUUUCUUCGAAGAAGAAUUUGCAGGUUGUCUUUUCUUCUCAUAAAACCAACAUUAUUUGCAGAGACAUCACAGCAAAUCAAUCAACCAUUCAAAAUACCCAACAUACACCCUCCAAAGCGAGCAGCAAAGAACAUGAUGAGUUUCUCCCGUGCCAACAGUGGAUCCUCUUCUGGAUCUCAAACUGUGUCCAGUUCAGUAAUGGCUGUCACACCCACCCUGGACGGCGAACUGGUCAACGAUGAUCAGCUCUUCUUUGUCACUUCCUAUUCCGACUUUGAAAAGCUUGCCCAUGGACCUCGAGGUACGGAAGCCUCACAUUCGCUCUACGUGUACCGGUUCUACCCUUCCGAUGGAAGCAUGGUCCUACUCAACAUUCAGGGAGAUCCCAAGGUGGUCAUGAACCCCGCCUUUAGUCGAUACCACCCCGAUAAGAAGGUUGUCUACACCUGCACCGAAGACAUUGAAGAAAAUGGCAGAAUCUUUGCCUAUAAACUGGAAGACAAUGGAGCCUUGACACCCUUGGGAGAACCUGUUGAUGCCGGUGGUACAUCCACAUGCUACCUCACCAUUGAUCGGGCUCAAAAGAACUUGUUGGCUGUCAACUACUGGGAUUCUACCCUUGUCACCAUCCCCAUUUCAAAAGAAACGGGAGCAUUCACUGGUCCCAUCAAGUCCAAGUAUGAUCCCAAGCAAGGAAAAAGCAUGGUGGCCGCCGCCAAAAAGAAUGGAGGAGUCAACCAUAGCCACAAUGAUGAGAGUACCAUCAAGAUGCGACAAGCGGAUCCUCAUUCCCAUGCUUUGGUCUUGGACCCCUACGUGGGCACCGUAGCCUAUGUUCCUGAUCUUGGCAAGGACUUGAUCCGGGAGUUUUACUACGAUCGUGAUGGUGGAGCCAUUCAAAUGGAAAUGAACUACAUGCCCUCGGGACUCUGCUCGGGAAAACCAGACGGACCACGCUACAUUCACUUCCAUCCAAGGUAUCCUAUCGCAUACGUAGUCAAUGAACUCAGCUCGACGAUUGCCGUGUUUGAAGUGGACCGUCACCUACUCAAGGAAAUUUCCGACGCUGCCAAGGCAGGGGAGAACAUGGAUCGCUUCAAGGGACGGACAACCCUUCGUCUUAUUCAAUCCAUCACUACCCUCCCAAGCGCCUUCCCCACACAAAUGAAUACUUGUGGACGCAUCUGUGUGCACAAGUCGGGCCGCUUCGUCGUGGUGUCCAACCGAGGUCAUCAAUCCAUCGCAAUCUACAAGGUCAAGCACAAGGGACCCAAGCGAGGAGAACUCUCCACUGUCGGAUACUUUCAUACUCGCGGAGAAACCCCGCGACACUACCAGUUUGAUGCUACUGGUCAGUACUUGAUUGUGGCCAACCAGGAUUCUGACUCGAUUGCCGUCUUUUCCUUUAACCUUGGCACCGGAGAAAUUAAAUACACGGGCAACGAAUACCGCGUCCCGUCGCCCAACUUUGUCUGCAACUGUCCAACCUACCAGGAUGAUGACGAGGAGGAAGAAGUGGCGGAAACUGUGCAAGUUCCCGUUUCCAAAGAUCAGCUUGUCCGCCAGGGAUCCGAUUCGGACUGCGAGAGUGAAUCGAGCACUGUUCCAGUGCAAGAUAAGAACGGCAACAAGGAUCUGCAAGCCAAGCUUGCCAAGGCCAACGAAGAGAUUGCCGAGCUCAAGAAGCGACUCGAGAUGAUCACAACUGCUGGUGUUUGAAAGGCAAGCAGCUUUGAGGGACAAGGUGAUGUCACUAGCCGUGAGUGCAUGCGUCUGUUACCUUAAUUGCCUUUUUGAUUGCUCCUUCUGUCAUGGAGAGAAUGAUUUUCCCUUCCAUCGCUGUUCUUCGUUGAUCACACACACACACACGCAUACUUUGCAUUCUCCCGUCGCGGUUCGUGUUGCUAUAGACGUUGAUAUACUGGUUUUGAGCUUAGAGGCCACGGGAGAGUUCACACAUCAUCAUAACACACUAAACUACAUGUAGCUAACUAUAACGAAGUGGGUCACGAAACUUUUGAUGCUCCGU